Messenger RNA from Paramecium sonneborni, 974 nucleotides. NCBI's taxonomy places the organism in Eukaryota, Ciliophora, Oligohymenophorea, Peniculida, Parameciidae. The record is from the annotation of a GenBank genome assembly.
AUGAAUAUCUUAAAUCAAAAAUAAAUAUAGGAAACAUAAAACACAAUAUGCAAAAUUCAUAAUCUAGAAUUUAUAGCAGUUGAUUUGAAUUUAUAAGAUAAGGCAUAAAUUUAAUUUUUUUGUGGUAAAUGCUUAGUUGAGAAGUUAAAUAAUAAUAAAGUGACCACUAUAGAAUAAUCAAAAGAGAGAAUCUAAAAAGUUAAAAUUUAGUAAAAAGAUGUUAAAACAAAAAGAAUUAAGCAAGGCUAGCCUAUUAUAAAAAUAUAUUAGAUCAAAUUAUGGAUUUCAAAAGAUUUGUAGAUGAUUCAUUAGAUAAGAUGUAUAAAUAAAUUUAACAAUACAUAUUUCCAAUUUAAAAGGAAAAAUAAGAAUUAAUUGAAUAUGAAUAAUAAUUAAAUUAUUUUGAAGAUUUAAAAUAAUUAUCACAAUUAUAUUCUUCAGAAGAAUAAAAAUCAAUUAAACUAUAAGAAGAUAAUAAUUUUAUUAAUGAAAUUUCAAGACAAUUCGAACUAUUGUUCAAUUGUUCUGAAUACUUUUAAACCUUAGAUACGUUUAAAAAUACAAAAGAAACUAUAAAGGAUAUUAUGUAAAAUAAUGUAAUUGAAUUACUUCCUUUUGUGAAUAUCAAAAAAAAUGAUCCGGUAUUAUUAAUUUAUUAUUAGUAGAAAACACCAAGUUUAAAUAGAAUUUGUAUCAAUCAUAAAAAGGAAAUUAUUAUGAUUGAUAUGGAUUCAUAGAAUAAGAAGAUUGAAGAUAGAUUUGUAUGCGUUGAUUGUAUUUCUUAGAAUCCCUAAAUUAAAUAUCAAACUAUUGAAGAUGUAGAUAAAGAAUGGAUGGAAUAAAAUACAGAGACUGAUAAAAUAUUAAAGGAGUACAAGAAAGAAAGUAGGAUUAAGAAAUCUGAAUUAUUUAACUAAAUAGCAUAAAUGAGAAGAAUUAUAAUAAAAAGUUAAAUGAAAUUAGUGAAAAAUUGA